UAAUCUUACUAAACACAAUCAGUAACGGAACUCACUAGUUUAAAACAAACAACACUACAAGCAGCCAUGGCUGACGCUCAAACUACUGAUACCCAAACAGUUUCUCACGAUAUUCACAACAUCCUCUCUUCUUCAGAGAGAGACUUUCUUAUUCGCAACGACGGUGAACAGGUUAAAAUUGAGAGCUUGAAGGGAAAGAAGGUUGGGUUGUAUUUCUCAGCAUCAUGGUGUGGUCCGUGUAAGCGAUUUACGCCUGUUUUAGUGGAGGUGUACAAUGAAAUCUCAUCAAAGGGUGAUUUUGAGGUGGUUUUUGUUUCGGCUGAUAAGGAUGAUGAGGCAUUCAAGGGCUACUUCUCAAAGAUGCCUUGGCUUGCAAUCCCAUUCUCUGACUCGGAGACACGUGAUGGCUUGGACGAGUUGUUCAAGGUUAGGGGGAUCCCUUACCUGGUGAUUCUUGAUGAAAAUGGGAAGGUUUUGACUGAUAGUGGGGUGGAGAUCAUUCGAGAGUAUGGAGUGGAAGGGUACCCUUUUACUGAAGAAAAGAUCAAGGAAAUGAAAGAGGAAGAAGAAAGAGCCAAAAGGGAACAGUCCUUAAAAUCUAUCUUGGUCACCAAAUCACGUGAUUAUGUAGUUUCAUCUGAUGGAAAAAAGAUACCUGUCUCGGAACUUGAAGGGAAGACUGUUGGUCUGUACUUUUCGUUGCAAUUAAACAAGUACUGUGCUGAAUUUACUCCACAGCUAAUCAAGGUCUAUGAGAAGCUGAAAGAAAACAGGGAAAACUUUGAGAUUGUGUUGAUAUCACUCGAUGACAACGAGGAAUCUUUCAAGGAGAGUUUAGGUAGCGUGCCUUGGCUAGCAUUGCCCUUCAGUGAUAAGAGCUGCCAGAAGCUGGCUCGGUACUUUGAGCUCUCCACCCUUCCUACUCUAGUGAUCAUUGGCCCAGAUGGGAAAACUCUCAAUUCCAAUGUUGCCGAAGCUGUUGAAGAACAUGGAGUUGAGGCAUUCCCUUUCACCCCAGAAAAGUUUGCAGAACUUGCUGAAAUAGAAAAAGCAAAAGAAGCAGCUCAAACCCUGGAGUCAGUUCUGGUUUCUGGGGAUCGAGAUUUUGUCAUCGGGAAAGAUGGAAGCAAGAUCCCAUUGUCUGAUUUAGUUGGGAAGACCAUUCUCCUGUACUUUUCGGCACAUUGGUGCCCUCCCUGCCGUGCAUUUUUGCCAAAACUCACAGAAGCAUACCACAAAGUCAAGGCAAAGAAUGAACCAUUUGAAGUGAUUUUUAUAUCUAGUGACAGGGACCAAGCUUCCUUUGAUGAUUUUUUUUCAGGAAUGCCAUGGCUGGCGCUUCCCUUUGGUGAUCCAAGGAAGGCAUCUCUGAGUAGGAAAUUCAAGGUCUAUGGCAUUCCUAUGCUGGUUGCUCUUGGACCAACUGGCCGAACUGUCACAAAAGAAGCCAGGAAUUUGAUUUCAGUCCAUGGAGCCGAUGCUUAUCCUUUUACCGAAGAACAUGUGAAGAAUAUUGAAGCAAAAUAUGAGGAGAUGGCAAAGGGGUGGCCUGAGAAGCUGAAGCAUGCACUCCAUGAGCAUGAGCUUGUGCGCACUCGCCGUACUAUUUAUACAUGUGAUGGAUGUGAUGAAGAAGGACAUAUAUGGUCAUUCAACUGUGAAGAGUGUGACUUCGAUCUCCAUCCCAAAUGUGCUUUGGAAGAGGAUAAAGAAACCAAAGAUGAUGAUGCCAAGGAAGAAAAACCCAGCAAAGAAGGAUGGAUCUGUGAUGGGGAUGUCUGUCACAAGGCUUGAGAUAUUUGCCUUUUUGUGCUGACAAGAAUAAGGGUGUUUUUGCCCAUGGAUUAUCUUUGUUGUGUAUGCCUUUUUAUUAAAGAGUGAUGUCUGUCCAUUAAUAAACUUCAUGAUAAGUACAUCGUUGUUGUAUAUAUAUGGCUAUCAGCUUGUGUUAAAGCUUGAUGUAUUUUCUCCUGGUAUCAAAUCGUACUCUGUGCACUUCAUUAAA
Pistacia vera is the source of this 2005-nucleotide messenger RNA. Its product is annotated as probable nucleoredoxin 1. The coding region runs from base 67 to 1794 and encodes 575 amino acids. Lineage: Eukaryota; Viridiplantae; Streptophyta; Magnoliopsida; Sapindales; Anacardiaceae. The record is from RefSeq and is a predicted model, not a curated record. The transcript has 4 exons. Gene Ontology annotation, molecular function: thioredoxin-disulfide reductase (NADPH) activity.